AUGGCUGAAUCGCCGCCCAUUGUCUUUAUUGCCAGACAUGGAGCGCGCCUCGAUGCCGCAGAUAAGGAUUGGCAUUUAACCUCUCCAACUCCCUACGAUCCUCCUCUCUCGUACGGCGGCUGGCUCCAGGCUCGGGCCCUCGGUGUUCGCAUCGCAAGUCUUUUACAAGCCUCUGAAUAUACAGGAACAGGUCCAGAAAACCGACCGGGUCCACCCCCGGUGCCAGACCUCCCGGCGCAACUCCAACCCUCUUCCGCGGAAUCAGAAUCCGACCUCUACGAUCGAUACAAUGUCGUCAUCCAUACCUCCCCAUUCCUACGGUGUCUCCAAACUUCAAUAGCUGUUGGUGCAGGUAUCAAUCAGUUUCGAUCGGGCUCCGAGGCAGAAGAUGACCUUAGUGCCGCACCUCUGCCGAUGAUGGAAACUACCGCUUCCGACCCUCGGACCUUACUCCGCGUCGACGCCUUUUUAGGCGAAUGGCUGUCACCCGACUACUUUGAUCAAAUCACCCCGCCUCCAGCCUCGGACCGAAUGGUGGCUUUAGCGAAAGCAGAGUUACUUCGUCGUGGCGAUAUUAUCUUCACACCGAGAGAGGGAACCAGAGCCUUGUCGGGCCACUUCCCUGGUGGCUGGGGUAGCCAGUCCGAUCCACCAUCCCCUAACGAGAAUGAUGAGCACCACCUACAAUCACUAGGGUCCUCGGCCAUCCUAGGGUCAUCGGGGUCGCGACAAAGGGCCAAUAGCGACAGUCUACAGAAUCCUACUAAGCCCAACGGCGUAUCGAAAAGGUUAGGUCGGUUGUACACGGAUCUACCAGCUAUUGCGGAUUCUGCCUAUGUGCCGCCGACGCCGAGCUAUGCUGUUUCCCCCUCGGAUCCAAUUCCAGCUGGAUACGUGGCCCAUGCGCGGGACGCUUGCACAAAGGUUGAUUAUAUGUGGGAUAGCAUGCGGGCGCCGUUCUGGGGUACUGGUGGCGAUUACGGCGAGGAAUGGAGCAGCAUGCAUGAUCGAGUGCGUAACGGAUUUCGACAGAUGGUCGACUGGUACCGACAACCCAAAAAUUCCCCCAUGGAGCUAUCUCGGGCAACUUCUCAUGGCUUUACACGCAAGAAUCGAAAUGCCCAGACGGUGCUGAUCAUCAUCACCCACGGGGCUGACUGCAAUGCCUUGAUCAGCUCAAUUGCCGGUCAUUCGGCCUUGCUCGAUAUCAACACGGCUUCUCUGACCAUGGCGGUACGACAAGACCGGCUCAACAGCAGUACGCCCAACUCGGACCGACUGGCCAACCCUCCCAGUCGUCACGAGGGUCGUUCAGUGGCCCAGGAAUAUGCACUUCAACUGGUGGCGUCGACGGACCAUCUGCGCGCGGGGGUGAACCCCUCUAAACUCACCUCCUUGUUGUCUCCCUCGGCCCCACCGUCGCGGUCGGCACCUUCAGUCCCCACCUAUCGCAAUCGCCUCGGCUCUCGUCCUUCCAUGAUGCAGGGCCCGCUCGCCAUUCGACCUCAUUCGACCUCGAUGGUGACGACUACAACUGCAAACACGACCUCGACAUCAGCUUCGGCCACAACUGCCGGAGGAUCACAACCUCGCACUUGGUUGAUGGCUCCACGUACAUUGAGUCCUAGGCGAGGACCAUCGGGUCUCUGGAGUUCCAUCACCUCACCAACUGGAAAUGAGGGGGAGAGUAAUGAUGAUGCGGAUGACCUUGUGCCCAAUUUUAACGACCCCCGACCCGCUAGUCAAGACUCAGCCACUCCGGAUGUUCCUGUUGCUGUUCCUGUUGCUACCCCUGUUCCUGUUCCUGUUCCUGUUCCCGUUCCUGUUCCAGCUGAUCGGUCAGGCUGGACCAAGCAACUUCCCAGACGAACCAACUCCCAACGCGGUCUUUGGGGCAGCGCAGCCUCCUUGGAGGACCGUGAGGCGUCUGCGCGACGGCGAUGGACAGUCGCUGAGCAAAAGCUAUGA
Molecule: messenger RNA, 1968 nt
Organism: Penicillium waksmanii
Lineage: Eukaryota; Fungi; Ascomycota; Eurotiomycetes; Eurotiales; Aspergillaceae
Exons: 3
Coding region: 1-1968 (655 amino acids)
Source: RefSeq, a predicted model, not a curated record